Messenger RNA from Protobothrops mucrosquamatus (brown spotted pit viper), 1122 nucleotides. Its product is annotated as NADH-ubiquinone oxidoreductase chain 5-like. Gene Ontology annotation, biological process: electron transport coupled proton transport; ATP synthesis coupled electron transport. NCBI's taxonomy places the organism in Eukaryota, Metazoa, Chordata, Lepidosauria, Squamata, Viperidae. The record is from RefSeq and is a predicted model, not a curated record. Gene Ontology annotation, molecular function: NADH dehydrogenase (ubiquinone) activity.
AUAACCAUGCACUCCUUUUUCAAAGCCCUCUUAUUCCUUUGUUCCGGCUCAUUCAUCCACAAUCUAAAUAACGAGCAAGAUCUUCGAAUAAUGGGCAACCUACUAAAAACUGCACCUAUAACCUCAUCAUUCACCACCAUCGCCAGCCUCUCAUUAAUAGGCAUACCCUUCCUUUCGGGUUUUUACUCAAAAGACACCAUCAUCGAAACCAUAACCAACUCCCACGUAAACCUAUGAGCCCUAACAAUCACAUUAAUCGCUACAAUCCUCUCUGCCUCCUACAGUAUACAAAUUAUCCUGCUUAUUCUAACAGGGCCAUCACACAUCAAUAUUAACUCCCACAAAGAAGUCAAAAACACUAUCCCCCCACUGAUACGUCUCACCCUUGCCUCCAUCCUCAUUGGCAGCAUUACUAAACUAUCAACCCUACAAACCCCGCCUAUAAUAACAAUACCAAAGACAGUAAAACUCAUAGCAUUAAUUAUAACAAUACUAGGAAUCGCCAUAUCAAAAGACUUCCUGCAAACAACCUUACCCCGCCCCCCUCAAAAAUCAUCAACUAUUAAUCUAUUCUUUAAUCAACUAGCAUUCUUCAAUAUUCCGCACCGAACCAUAACAAUAAGUAUACUAAAAUCAAGCCAACAAAUCUCAACAGAACUCAUAGACCUGUGGGCCCUAGAAUACUGAGGCCCUAAGGGCCUCAGUAAAACAUUCACCCAACUAGCCCUCCUCUCAACACAACAAAAGAACAUAAUCAAAAACUACAUAACUACGUUCACCCUCACCCUACUUAUCUCACUAAUCCUAAUCCCCGCCUAAAAGGGCGGAGGCCACCUAACCGGGUCCAACCUAAAACCACCAAAACAGAAAACAAGGCCACAACCAAACCCCAAGCACACACCACUAACCCUACCCCGCCCCCACAAUAAAAAACACCAUAACCAUUUACCUCUAAACACACCCAAUCCUCUCACCCCGAAUAAACCAAUAAACCUUGCCCGCCACCUCCAAGAGCUAAUACUAAAAUACACACUACCCCCGCUACACCCAAAAACACAACAAAAUAUCAAAACCCACUAACACCAACAACCACCUCACCCUUUUCCACACUCACACAAUAAC